Messenger RNA from Dovyalis caffra, 2358 nucleotides. The record is from the annotation of a GenBank genome assembly. Lineage: Eukaryota; Viridiplantae; Streptophyta; Magnoliopsida; Malpighiales; Salicaceae.
AUGAGCUUAAAACUUAGCAGCCCAUUUCUCGGCAUUCCAGUUAAUGCCCCAUUAAAUGGUCGAAACCUUGCCAAUUCUCUGUAUCCGGGAAGAGUACAGUUAUCGAAAAUCCCUUUUCGGAAAUGUAUGUGUGUGAAAAAGCAUAGUGAUUGGGUGGCUCAAGCGAUUAGGUUCUCGCAUUUUUGUGGAAAGAAUGUGGAGUUAUUAAGGAAUGCUAUUGGGUUGAGAAAUGGGUUGAGGGUGGAAUGUGUGAAAGAGCCAUUUGUGCAAAGUAAGGCUCUUGUGAUGUCAUUGGCUCCUGUGUGGAAAGAGGGGUUGUUGAUAGUGAGAUGCUCGGUUUUUGGGGCUGUGAUAUCUGGGGUGUGUUUAUUGGUUUGGUAUGGGCAGAAUAGAGCUAAGGGUUAUAUAGAGGUGAAGCUUUUGCCUUCUGUUUGUUCGGUGCUUAGUGAUUAUAUUCAGCGGGAAAUUGAUUUUGGUAAGGUUAGGAGGAUUUCGCCUUUAAGCGUUACUUUGGAGUCAUGCUCAAUUGGGCCUCAUGGUGAGGAAUUUUCUUGCGGUGAGGUGCCUACUAUGAAGCUUCAAAUUCGUCCUUUCACAAGUCUGAGAAGGGGGAAGAUUGUGAUUGAUGCUAUUUUGUCUCAUCCAAGUGUUCUGGUCGUGCAAAAGAAAGAUUACACUUGGUUGGGGAUACCAUCAUCUGAAGGUGGUCUACAAAGGCACUUAUCCAAUGAAGAAGGGAUUGAUUUUCGUACGAAAACAAGGAGGCAUGCCCGGGAGGAAUCAGCUUCUCAGUGGAACAGAGAAAGGGAUGUUGAUGCUAAGGAAGCUGCAGAGAAGGGUUAUACUGUUCCUGAAAGAGAUCCUGGUAGAUCUGAAGAUGAUGUUCCAAAGAAUGAUGCAAUCCGUUCGAAUGCUCUAAGAAACUUCGUGUCUUUCCCUCUCAUGGACGAUAAGAUGCAUUGGAAGGACCAUCAUUGCAUGGACACGGGUCUUGAUUAUGAUAAGAAGCAUGCUCAUCUGGAGAAAUCUUUUGGUGUAAAAUUUCCUGGUUCAGGCCUUAAAUUAUGGUCCAGUGUGAUUAGAGGACCCAAAAAAAACAAAUUUAAGAGGAAGGUUGAUGGGAGUGAUAUCUCAGCAGCCAGCAUUAAUGCCAAAAGAAGAAUCCUUGAGCGUAGUGCCUCAGCAGCAGUUGCAUAUUUCCAGGGUUUAUACAGUGAAAAGUCUGAUGAGCCUUCUCAGUCAUCGUGUGCUUAUGAUGUUAUGAACCUCGACUCCCUUUUAGUUCAAAGGGGAGGUGAUUAUAAUCUGAACAUAUCUAUUGAUGCAAGUGGUGGUGAUGAAGACUUAACAGCUAAGAGCCAGAACAAAGACUCAGGAAACCAGCCACUGGAAGUGGAUCAGAAUGUUCAUGGUCAUAUAGACAAGUUUAGUAUUAUACGUGAUACUUUUCUUUCAACCGUUGUCCAACUCAUUGAAGUCCAAAAGGUCAGUGAAAAUUUGCCGCCUGUCAGAAAUGUAUCGGGAGAUGCUAAAACAAACAAUAUAAAUGACCUGGAUUUAGUAGUUGGUGCUGUAAAUAGACAAAUAGGUGCUGAUGACUUGGGCACUCAAAGCCGUCAUGCAUCUCAAAAUUUGACUUCUGAAAAGCUGGAGCCUGGUCCUGCAACAUACCUUCCAGUUCCCGGUUGGUCCUUUGGUUUGGCAUCUGACUUACUGUCUUUUUCAAGUAGUGUCAGCAAACUGCUGUCUCAUCUUCUUGCUGGGCCAUUUCAAAAGAUUAAGUCAGGUGUGGGUCCUAAAGUUGAGGAUAUCGUUGCAGAACUUGUUGAUGGGGAAGAUGUAGUGCAGUCUGAAGGAAUUGAGAAGAUGCUUCCUGUUUCACUGGAUUCUGUACAUUUCAAAGGUGGAACACUGUUGCUGCUUGCAUAUGGUGACAGGGAACCUAGGGAGAUGGAAAAUGUAGAUGGACAUGUGAAGUUUCAAAAUCAUUAUGGUCGUGUGCAUGUUCAGUUGAGCGGCAACUGUAGGAUGUGGAGAUCUGGUGCAAUUUCUGAAGAUGGUGGCUGGCUGUCUGCUGAUGUUUUUGUUGAUAUUGUCGAGCAGACAUGGCACGCCAAUUUAAAAAUAGUCAACCUCUUUGCUCCGGUAAGGUAUACACUGAAUUUGCUUUUUGAAAGGAUUUUAGAAAUUCCAAUCACAUGGUCUAAAGGGAGAGCCACUGGUGAGGUUCACUUGUGUAUGUCUAGAGGGGAAACGUUUCCUAAUCUUCAUGGACAACUAGACGUGACAGGAUUGGCCUUUCAGAUAUAUGAUGCUCCAUCAUGGUUUUCUGUACGUCUUUGUUUGAUAUCUUCUUAA